This is a messenger RNA of Ipomoea nil (Japanese morning glory), 1095 nucleotides long. Its product is annotated as TIMELESS-interacting protein. The coding region runs from base 138 to 1001 and encodes 287 amino acids. Gene Ontology annotation, biological process: DNA replication checkpoint signaling; DNA damage response; replication fork arrest. The record is from RefSeq and is a predicted model, not a curated record. Gene Ontology annotation, molecular function: zinc ion binding; DNA binding. Gene Ontology annotation, cellular component: replication fork protection complex; nucleus. The transcript is spliced from 5 exons. NCBI's taxonomy places the organism in Eukaryota, Viridiplantae, Streptophyta, Magnoliopsida, Solanales, Convolvulaceae.
UACCAGUUUAUUUCCUUCCCUCUCACAGUUUCCCGCCAAAACAGCAGGCAUAAAAAUCAUAUCCCCGCCUUCUCGACUUACACAGCUACACAGGGCAAAUUUAAAGGGGAAAAGGAGGAAAACAUCGUAUUGGAGAAAUGGAGAAAGGCGGCGGCGGUGGAGCAGCUCCUACAGGGUGCUACAAGUGCGGCCGCCCCGGCCACUGGUCCAGGGACUGCCCUUCCAAUCCCAGUAAUGGCAAUAACCCUAACAAUUCCACUUCUACUCCUCAUAAUACAUACACGUCUACUCGCAAAUCGGCGCCGUACCCUUCCAACUCAAGCGCCGGCGGCAGUUCUUCAAAACUGAAGAUGGGCACGAGGACGCGGCCCAAACUGACUGCUGAUUCCCUUCUUUCCGACGACGGACUCGGCCACAUCCUCCGCCACUUUCCUCGUGCUUUCAAGUACCAUGGCCGUGGGCACGAGGUCACUGAUUUGAGAAACCUACUUGGCUUGUAUGCUGAUUGGCAUUCACGUUUACUUCCCUACUACUCCUUUGAUCAGUUUGUACAUAAGGUUGAGGAAGUUGGUUCCUCAAAGCGUGUCAAGUUAUGUUUGAGAGAUUUGCGGGAAAGGGUUGCCAAUGGAGUUGAUCCAGCCAAGCUCCAUGAGCCUGAAGUUCAAGAACAGAUCUCAAAUAAGGAACAAGAGAAUAGGAGCUUAGAGGAACCCAAUUCUCUCCAGAAAGAUGGUGUUAUGAACCUUGAUGGAGAUGUCUUUGAGCAAGAAAUGAUUCAUCAGGUCUGGGAGAAUGCAAUGAAAGAACCAACUCAUGAGCCACAGCGUAAGAGUGAUGAAAGUGGAAGCAAAGAGCCAACAAGCGGUAAUGUGGCAAGUGAUGCAGAGGUAAUUGGAAUCUCAGAAGAGCAAAGAGCUCGUAUGGAGGCAAACAAGCUGAAGGCAUUACAAAAAGCUGCUAUUGCUCGUGCUGCUCGAUCUGCCCAACCUCAUGCCCUCUAGACUUAUUAAUUGCUAUUGUUUUUAUUUUUGUUUUGUGCAAAGCAUUCCUACUAUUUUUUAUGUUUAAUUUUCAAUAUGAUCAAUGUUUCUAUUA